AUGCCAGAAUCCAAACAUUCACAUAUUUCUUUAGAUCACGAGGCCAUGCAACAACCGCCCAAGGGCUUCUAUGAACGGUCGAAAUCGAAGCCAAAUUUAGCUGACUUUGCCACUUAUCAAAAAUUAUACCGUCAAUCAAUUGAAAACCCCAAUGAAUUCUUUGGCGAACAAGCUAAACAAAACUUGGAUUGGUAUAAGCCGUUUGACUUGGCUAGAUUCCCUGCUUCUAGUGAAGACGAUUUCAAAAAUGGUGAUUUGCCCGCUUGGUUUGUCAAUGGUGAAUUGAAUGCUUGUUAUAAUGCCGUUGACAGAUGGGCUAUCAAGAACCCCAACAAACCUGCCAUUAUUUAUGAAGCUGAUGAGGUCAAUGAAGGUAGGAUUAUUACAUAUGGAGAGUUGUUGAAAGAAGUUAGUAAAUUGGCUCAAGCUUUGGUUAAGUUGGGAGUUAAAAAGGGCGAUUCAGUAGCUGUUUAUUUGCCAAUGAUUCCUGAAGCCAUUGUCACUUUGUUGGCAAUUGUCCGUAUUGGUGCUGUCCACUCGGUGGUGUUUGCUGGAUUCUCCAGUGCUUCUUUGAGAGAUAGAAUUUUAGAUGCUGACUCGAGAAUUGUUAUUACUGCCGAUGAAUCCAAGAGAGGUGGAAAGACUAUCGAAACAAAGAGAAUUGUUGAUGACGCAUUGAAGGAAUGUCCUGAUGUCAGAAAUGUUAUAGUUUUCAAGAGAACUGGCAACUCUCAUGUUCCAUUCACCAAAGGUAGAGAUUUAUGGUGGCAUGAAGAGUUGGCUAAAUAUGGAUCCUACUUCCCACCAACGCCAGUCAAUUCGGAAGACCCCUUGUUUUUGUUGUAUACUUCAGGUUCCACCGGAAAACCAAAAGGUGUCCAACAUACCACUGCUGGUUACUUAUUGGGAGCAUUGCUCACGACCAAGUAUGUGUUUGAUGUGCAUGAGGAUGAUAUCUUGUUUACUGCUGGUGAUAUCGGUUGGAUUACUGGCCACACCUACGUUGUUUAUGGUCCAUUGUUGAAUGGUGCUACAUCAGUCGUUUUCGAAGGUACCCCUGCAUACCCUAAUUUCUCAAGAUACUGGGAAAUUGUUGACAAGUACAAGGUUAAUCAAUUCUAUGUUGCACCAACAGCUUUAAGAUUGUUGAAACGUGCUGGUACCAAGUUUGUUCAACCAUAUGAUUUAAGUUCUUUGAGAGUGUUGGGAUCAGUUGGUGAACCAAUUGCUGCUGAAGUAUGGCACUGGUAUAACGAUAACAUUGGUAGAGGCAAGGCACACAUUGUUGAUACCUAUUGGCAAACCGAAUCUGGGUCUCACUUGUUGACUCCUUUGGCUGGUGUCACUCCUACUAAACCCGGAUCAGCCUCCUUGCCUUUCUUUGGCGUUGAUCCUAAGAUCUUGGACCCAACAACUGGUGAAGAAUUGAAUGGUAACGAUGUUGAAGGUGUGUUGGCUAUCAAAUCUGCCUGGCCAUCAAUCACAAGAGGUAUUUUCAAUGACUACAAUAGAUUUAUCGAUACUUAUUUAGCACCAUACCCUAACCACUAUUUCACCGGAGAUGGAGCUGCUCGUGACUUGGACGGAUUCUACUGGAUCUUGGGUAGAGUUGAUGAUGUUGUCAAUGUUAGUGGCCACAGAUUAUCUACUGCUGAAAUUGAAGCCGCUUUAAUUGAAGACGAAUUGGUUGCCGAAAGUGCUGUUGUUGGAUACGCCGAUGACUUGACUGGUCAAGCCGUGGCUGCGUAUGUCUCACUUAAAAAGGAUAAAUUGGGCGACAAUGAAGAUUAUGACGCUAUCAAGAAGGAGUUGAUUUUGACUGUUCGUAAAGAAAUUGGACCAUUUGCUGCACCAAAAUUGAUUUUAUUGGUUGACGAUUUGCCAAAGACUAGAUCAGGUAAGAUUAUGAGACGUAUUUUACGAAAAGUUUUGGCGGGUGAAGCUGAUCAACUUGGUGAUACUUCAACAUUGUCCAACCCACAAGUUGUUCAACAAAUCAUUGAUGUUGUUAAUGAAGCAAUUAAAAAGUGA
Lodderomyces margitis is the source of this 2031-nucleotide messenger RNA. RefSeq names its product acetate--CoA ligase 1 (gene ACS1). NCBI's taxonomy places the organism in Eukaryota, Fungi, Ascomycota, Pichiomycetes, Serinales, Debaryomycetaceae. The record is from RefSeq and is a predicted model, not a curated record. The transcript has a single exon. Gene Ontology annotation, molecular function: acetyl-CoA synthetase activity; AMP binding. Gene Ontology annotation, cellular component: cytosol. The coding region runs from base 1 to 2031 and encodes 676 amino acids.